Messenger RNA from Prosopis cineraria, 2289 nucleotides. Its product is annotated as FACT complex subunit SSRP1. Bases 108 to 2036 code for a protein of 642 amino acids. Gene Ontology annotation, molecular function: histone binding; DNA binding; nucleosome binding. Gene Ontology annotation, cellular component: nucleus; FACT complex. The record is from RefSeq and is a predicted model, not a curated record. Lineage: Eukaryota; Viridiplantae; Streptophyta; Magnoliopsida; Fabales; Fabaceae. The transcript has 16 exons.
GACUUCCCGCCACGACCCUGUGUGCCCAUUGCACAUCGUUUUGCAGCCUAUAAAUUGGACCAUCGGGCUGUGUUCCCUGGCUCCCGGCUUUGCACACUUUCUUAGCCAUGACGGAUGGUCAUCUCUUUAACAACAUCGCUCUCGGUGGCCGUGGAGGAACUAAUCCAGGGCAGAUGAAAAUAUAUUCUGGAGGGAUUUUAUGGAAAAGACAGGGUGGCGGUAAAGCAAUUGAGGUUGAUAAAGCUGACAUAAUGGGAGUGACUUGGAUGAAGGUCCCAAGAACUAAUCAGCUUGGUGUUCGAAUCAAAGAUGGAUUGUUCUACAAGUUCACUGGGUUCCGUGACCAGGAUGUGGCAAGUUUGACUAGCUUUUUCCAAAAUACAUGUGGGAUUACACCAGAGGAAAAGCAGCUUUCUGUUAGUGGGCGUAACUGGGGAGAAGUUGAUCUAAAUGGAAAUAUGCUGACUUUCAUGGUUGGCUCAAAGCAAGCUUUUGAGGUAUCUUUAGCAGAUGUCUCUCAAACACAGCUUCAAGGGAAAAAUGAUGUGAUCUUGGAGUUUCAUGUGGAUGACACGACUGGGGCUAAUGAGAAAGAUUCUUUGAUGGAGAUAAGUUUUCACAUACCAAAUUCCAACACCCAAUUUGUUGGUGAUGAAAAUCGUCCUCCUGCUCAGGUUUUCCGUGAUAAAAUCAUGUCUAUGGCGGACGUCGGUGCUGGAGGUGAAGAUGCUGUUGUUACGUUUGAGGGUAUUGCUAUUCUAACACCAAGGGGGCGGUACAGUGUUGAACUACAUCUGUCAUUCUUGCGGCUUCAAGGACAAGCUAAUGAUUUCAAAAUCCAGUAUAGCAGUGUUGUUCGCCUAUUUUUACUUCCCAAGUCAAAUCAGCCACACACCUUUGUUGUUAUUAGUCUUGAUCCGCCAAUUCGUAAAGGACAAACUUUGUACCCACACAUUGUGAUGCAGUUUGAAACUGAUUACGUAGUUCAAAGCACGUUGUCAAUGGGUGAAGAUCUUUACAACAGUAAGUACAAGGACAAGUUGGAGCUUUCAUAUAAGGGGCUCAUCCAUGAAGUUUUCACAACAAUAUUGCGUGGUUUGUCUGGUGCCAAAGUUACCAAGCCAGGAAAAUUCAGGAGCUGUCAAGAUGGUUAUGCUGUGAAAUCGUCUUUGAAAGCUGAAGAUGGAAUUUUGUAUCCCCUUGAGAAGAGCUUCUUCUUUUUACCUAAACCUCCUACCCUCAUUCUUCAUGAAGAGAUUGACUAUGUGGAAUUUGAGAGGCAUACUGCUGGGGGUUCAAAUAUGCAUUAUUUUGACCUUCUUAUCAGACUAAAAACUGAGCAGGAGCAUCUAUUCCGUAAUAUUCAGAGAAAUGAAUACCACAAUCUUUUUGACUUUAUCAGUUCAAAAGGCUUGAAAAUUAUGAACCUUGGAGGUGUCCAAGCUACUGAUGGUGUCGCCGCUGUUCUUCAAGAAGAUGAUGAUGAUGCUGUUGAUCCACAUCUUGAGCGCAUAAAAAAUGCAGCUGGUGGAGAUGAGAGUGAUGAAGAGGAUGAGGAUUUUGUUGCCGAUGAGGAUGAUAGUGGUUCUCCGACUGAUGAUUCUGGAGAAGACGAGUCUGAUGCAAGUGAAGGUGGUGGGAAAGAGAAGCCCGCCAAAAAGGAAUCAAAGAAGGAACUGUCUUCUAAGGCAUCUACUUCAAAGAAGAAACCUAAAGAUGGAGACGAAGAUGGGAAAAAGAAAAAACAGAAGAAGAAAAAGGAUCCUAAUGCGCCAAAGAGGGCAUUGUCUGGUUUCAUGUUCUUCUCCCAAAUGGAGAGAGAGAAUCUGAAGAAAAGUAAUCCUGGAAUUUCAUUUACGGAUGUGGGAAGAGUACUUGGAGAGAAAUGGAAGAAGAAGAUCAGGUACGCGGACGAGAAGGAACCGUAUGAAGCAAAAGCUCGUGCAGAUAAAAAACGUUACAAGGAUGAGAUCAGUGGGUACAAGAAUCCGCAACCUAUGAACGUAGACUCAGGAAACGAAUCUGAUAGUACUUGAUGUGAUUGUAAGUGCAAUGUGAAGGCAUUCCUGUCGGUUCUUGUUGGAGUGCUCACUUGGGAGGUCUAAGUUUUUAGCGAUCAUUUGUAUCAUUAAAUCGUAUCCUCCGCGCUUCACAGCAAUAUCAACCAUUUACAUUUUUUGUUGGUUGGUGUGCACUAGCCCGGCUAAUUCAAUGCGGCUCGCGCAGAUUGGCUCGGGCGAAAAGGAGGCAAGUUACCCACAAAAAGAGAGGUCGGAUCGAGUUUGCGUA